Messenger RNA from Strongylocentrotus purpuratus (purple sea urchin), 1738 nucleotides. RefSeq names its product neuronal acetylcholine receptor subunit alpha-10. The transcript has 7 exons. NCBI's taxonomy places the organism in Eukaryota, Metazoa, Echinodermata, Echinoidea, Camarodonta, Strongylocentrotidae. Bases 233 to 1684 code for a protein of 483 amino acids. The record is from RefSeq and is a predicted model, not a curated record. Gene Ontology annotation, molecular function: transmembrane signaling receptor activity; acetylcholine-gated monoatomic cation-selective channel activity. Gene Ontology annotation, cellular component: postsynaptic membrane; neuron projection; synapse. Gene Ontology annotation, biological process: monoatomic ion transmembrane transport; regulation of membrane potential; nervous system process.
UGCACACGCAAACGGGUCAGGCGUUUUGCGGUGAUUUAAUCGUUAGUCAACUCGGGUGUGGUCCAAACAGUAUUUCAUUUUUGUAAUCAGUAAGCAAUAUUCAUCGCGAGGUACAUAUUUCAUUACGAUUUAAGACGGAUUCUGAUUUAUCAACUGGUGUUAAUUUGCUGUCAAGAAUUUGAGUGUUUUUUGGGCCCAAAUACUGGUGUAUAAUUACAAAAGAUUUGCAAGCAUGGAGUCUAAACUGAUGAGGAUGUCUCGUCUGCUUUCUCUAGUUUUGGUCGUUUCCCAAUUUCCAGGUUUCCUUGGUCAAGUGAUCCCCGAGGAAGCUCUACUGGUAUCGCGUCUUCUAGACCAUGGCUAUAGCACCAUUGUGCGUCCAGUCAUGUACCAAGAAGACACCAUCACCGUUAAGAUUGACUUGGCUAUAGUCAACCUCCUAGAUAUGGACGAGGCGAAUCAGAUCAUGACGGCCAACACGUUCAUGACCCAGGAAUGGAAUGACGCCUUCCUCCAAUGGGAACCAUCCGAGUCCUGGAACAUUACAGAUGUCCAGGUACCCAUCAACAACAUCUGGAGACCCGACAUCAUUCUUCAUAACAACGCCAAUGAUGAGCUGAACGGCGGCAUCCGCUGGACUCACGCCUGGAUCCGAUACGACGGGACUGUGACCUGGAAGACCAACUACAUCCUGAUGAGUGCCUGCCCAAUGAACCCUCUCUACUUCCCCUUCGACACCCAGAACUGCUCCCUCAAACUCGGUUCCUGGACCUACAACGAGGACGAGAUCAACGUCAUCGCCAACAGUACUUCCGGUGACGCGACGCAGUACCAACCCAACGGCGAGUGGGACCUGAUUGACUUCCCUUUGCGUCGCGAGGUAGACGUGCGCCAGUGCUGCCCGGGUGCGUAUCCAUCCGUCAUCUUUAACGUCAUCAUCAAACGGCAGUUCUUGUUCUACUUUUUCAAUCUGGUCGUCCCGUGUGUGAUCAUCUCGUCUCUAGUGUUGCUGAGCUUUGUGCUGCCGUCGGACGCCUGUGAAAGGAUCACCCUGACCCUCACCGUUCUUCUGUCGCUUACCGUGUUUCUGCUGCUCGUCGCCGAGACCAUGCCGCCGACGUCCGAAGUGGUGCCGCUCAUUUCUCAAUAUUUCGCUGCGAUCAUCGUGGCUGUCGGCUUGAUCACGGUCUUCACCGUGGUCACCUGCAGCAUCCAUCACACUGGAGACAGUCAACGUGCUCCCCGCCUCGUCCGCCGGGCCAUCCUCGGCUACCUCGCUCGUUUCCUCUGCGUUCAGACCAUCCCCGUGGACGACGACGACGACGACGAUGACUUGAAAAAGUCAUCGUCCUCCUCCACCACCGGGUCGGUGAAGCGCCGUAACGAGGUCGACGGGGAUGGGGUUCUGAACCCCGUCUUCGAAGAUGACGACGGCAACGGAGAUCCGUUUCAGGCGUCCACGUCGGCGUCCAACUGCGACCCGAUCGAGAUGCUCAUGUCGAAGAUCUCGCGUGGCGUGGCCCACUUCGCCAAGCUCACCUUCGACGAAGCCGAGAGCAAGAGGACGUCGAUGGAGUGGAUGCACAUCGCCAGUGUGCUCGACCGUUUCUUUACCUAUUUCUUCGCCAUCAUUUGCCUAGCCAUCACCCUGGGCACCAUUGUCGCCGCCGCCGCACAGGCUUAGUAAUCGCGGUCGAGCAUGAUCCCGACUUACGCGUCUAUCAUCGUAUGGUAUUCU